AUGCUUCUUAACGUCGGUGACCUCAGGCUCAUACGCGCCUCUUCUUGUCUUCAUCAUUGUUCUCUCAUAUCUCCCGCUUCAAAUACAUCCUCCCUAAUUCUAGGGCUUUUUGUUCAGGACCUCACAAAAGCAAAUCAAACCAGAGCAUGGGUGGACGAUUCACCUUCUUUUGCCGGCUUCCCCACCAUCAUUGAUAUACUAGGGCUUUGCCUUAGUCAAUGGUCAGAUCAUGGAGAGAGAACUGGUGGCUUUUAUGCAUGCAACCGUUAUGAAUCUCCAUCAAGUAGACUACUUUUAUGGAGGACGUUAGAAGACGUUUCUACCCCUGAUAUGCCAGUUGAUGACAACAAUGCAGAAAGUCAUCAAGUCACAAAAGAAACAUUACCACCACUCCCUGAUAAUUCUGAUCACAUAAGGGAGAAUAAAUCUUCACCAGGGGUAGUAGUGUCCCUUUUGAGAAACAGACCUAAUGGUUUUAUAUAUUCAAGUGGUGUUCAUGAGGGUGAAUAUGCAGAUCUACCAGAUUCUCUUCUAAACUUGUCUAAUGAAGAUGAUAUUCUUUUCAUGGAUGUAGAUGUGAAGGAUCAUAUGAUAGAUACAAUGGAUGAUGUUCCUAAUCAAGAAGUUGAUUUAUGCAGUGUUGAUGUAAUUCAUGUUGUUCAAUAUGAUAAGGCAUCAACAUCAGUAUCAUAG
Lactuca saligna is the source of this 693-nucleotide messenger RNA. The record is from the annotation of a GenBank genome assembly. NCBI's taxonomy places the organism in Eukaryota, Viridiplantae, Streptophyta, Magnoliopsida, Asterales, Asteraceae.